AUGUCUUCCACCACCACACACACCGCAACCACAACACCACCACCAUCGAGGCCACAACCACCCAAGAAGAUGUCCAUCACACAAACAUACUAUCUUGCCCACAAGGCAAGGGCAAAGCUUUCUUCGGAAGCUGCCCGCCCCGAUCACAACCUCCGCCUCCUGGUCGGACACGCCAACCUUCUCGACUCAUUGAUGGUCGAGCUCGCCGAUGCCGAAAGGGAACAAGAAUCAUGGUUCAACCAAUCCGUUCGCGGCGCCUCCAACAGCCGCAGCGAAGAGCGUCACAUCCAAUGGGCCGACACGGUGGUCCGGGAGCCCGAGCACGACUGGCAAGCCGAGGACGCCGAGUACAGCGACUCGGAUUCCGAUUCGGACAGCGAUCUGAGCGAGGACGACGAGGAGGACUGUGACGAGGACGAGGAUGUCGAGAUGGCCGAUGCCGUCCCCCUCAGGAGGAUACCCUCGCACAGCAGCGGCAGCCUUCAUCGGUACUCGAUGCAAGCACCACUGCACCAAUUCUACAACUACGACCAAGACAUGGAGGAGGAUGAGGAGGACGAUGACGAGGACUACACCCACCUCGCCCUGCAGAGGAGUCCUUCGCAUUCUGCGUCGCCACCAGAACUCGAUCUCGACUCGGACUCUUCAGAAGACGAGCACAUGCCACCAUCGCCGCCCACUACCAUCCUCUCCACAUUCUCAUCAACGUCGCCCGAAAAGCAAGCGGGAGAGCAACAAGGAGACGACGAGGAAGAUCAACAAGAACAAGACAAGGAUGCCUUUUACACCCACAACCAGGGCUACUACCUACCAAGCCGUGGUCCGACACUUGUGUCGCCGAUAGGGAUGUACUAAAGGCUUCCCCAUCACACACACACAAACACUUUUCCUUGUUCCACAAUGAUUCCUCAUUAUCUUGCAUAGCACUCUUCUGCAUUGGGCAACGGCGUUUUACAUUUUUGCAUUUUGUAUUUUUACGAUGAUACCACAUUUCACUUGGCAUGCAUCGGGGCAAUUGGGAAGAUUGAAUCGGAUUGGAAUAGGAUUGGGACUACGGGAGUUUCUACCAUCAUCAAGCGAACAGCGUUUUUUCCCACAUAUCAUCAUGGACCAGACUUAUAUGUUUGCUCUUUUUCUCUACUCUCUCUCGAAAUCACUACUCAUAAUGGUCUGUGUUUCUAUGGUCGCGGAAUUGGAAAUGGAGUAUCGGGAGACACACAAACGAGAACAUACAAACAGUUUGUAGGGCAAAUGGCAAUUGAAGCUUUGGGCAUUUCACUACACUUUGGAACUUGUAUCGCUAUCGCACAAUUGCUGUAUUGGACUGUACCCGCUCCCAUCACCACGGCAGUAUGGAUGGUGUUUUUGGUUGAGUGGGGAAUUCAGGGUCUUCUUGGGUCGGAUGGGGGAGCCAUGAUCUCAUAGCUACCGGCACUUCGCAGCUCAAUUCCGACUUGUCUCGGAGCAAAUAACAGCGAACCGUUCUUCUUCGGAAAA
Molecule: messenger RNA, 1497 nt
Organism: Neurospora crassa OR74A
Lineage: Eukaryota; Fungi; Ascomycota; Sordariomycetes; Sordariales; Sordariaceae
Exons: 2
Coding region: 1-855 (284 amino acids)
Source: RefSeq, a predicted model, not a curated record